Messenger RNA from Tripterygium wilfordii, 1544 nucleotides. Its product is annotated as fructose-bisphosphate aldolase 6, cytosolic. Gene Ontology annotation, molecular function: fructose-bisphosphate aldolase activity. Gene Ontology annotation, biological process: glycolytic process; fructose 1,6-bisphosphate metabolic process. Gene Ontology annotation, cellular component: cytosol. NCBI's taxonomy places the organism in Eukaryota, Viridiplantae, Streptophyta, Magnoliopsida, Celastrales, Celastraceae. The record is from RefSeq and is a predicted model, not a curated record. The coding region runs from base 185 to 1261 and encodes 358 amino acids. The transcript is spliced from 3 exons.
UGCAGAAAAAGCCUAAGUGUGAAGCGACAAUCGCGAACUGCCCUUUCUUGUAAUACCCACCCCCACAAUAUAAAGUUAUAAACCCUUGGGUUCUCAUCUCUCUCAAACCCGUCUGUAUUCGUCUCUUUCACUUUACUUCGAAAUCUAUAUCUACUCUGCUCUCGCUCUAUUUAAUCAGUCAAUCAUGUCUUCCUUCAAGGGCAAAUACGCCGAUGAGCUCAUUGCCAAUGCUGCCUACAUUGGCACUCCUGGUAAGGGAAUUCUUGCUGCUGAUGAAUCAACUGGGACAAUCGGAAAGCGUCUGGCAAGCAUCAACGUUGAGAAUGUUGAAACAAACAGGCGUGCUCUUCGUGAGCUCCUAUUCACCGCCCCUGGUGCUCUCCCAUGCCUCAGUGGUGUCAUCCUCUUCGAGGAAACCCUGUACCAGAAGACUGCAGCAGGCAAGCCCUUUGUUGAUGUGUUGAAGGAAAGUGGAGUGCUACCUGGUAUUAAGGUUGACAAGGGCACUGUUGAGCUUGCUGGAACCAACGGUGAGACAACAACUCAAGGUCUUGAUGGCCUUGCUCAGCGUUGCCAGAAGUACUAUGAAGCUGGUGCUCGGUUUGCCAAGUGGCGUGCUGUGUUGAAGAUUGCUCCAACUGAGCCAUCUCAGCUGGCUAUCAAUGAGAAUGCCAACGGGUUGGCUAGAUAUGCUAUCAUCUGCCAGGAGAAUGGUCUUGUUCCAAUUGUUGAGCCUGAGAUCCUGGUUGAUGGUCCCCAUAGCAUUGAGAAGUGUGCUGAUGUAACCGAGCGUGUGCUCGCUGCAUGUUAUAAGGCUUUGAAUGAUCACCAUGUCCUGCUUGAGGGUACUCUGUUGAAGCCCAACAUGGUUACCCCUGGAUCAGAGGCCCAUAAGGUUGCACCUGAGGUGAUUGCUGAGCACACAGUGCGGGCUUUACAGCGCACUGUCCCUGCUGCAGUUCCCGCCAUUGUUUUCUUGUCUGGUGGGCAGAGCGAGGAAGAGGCUACCAUCAACCUCAAUGCCAUGAACAAGCUUAAGGGGAAGAAGCCAUGGAGUCUUUCCUUCUCAUUUGGACGUGCCCUUCAGCAGAGUACUCUCAAGGCUUGGGCUGGCAAGGAAGAGAAUGUGAAGGCGGCUCAAGCUGCACUCCUUGCCAGGUGCAAAGCCAACUCUGAGGCAACCCUUGGCACCUACAAGGGUGAUGCUCAGCUUGGUGAGGGUGCCUCUGAAAGCCUCCAUGUCAAGGACUACAAAUACUAGAAAGUGCCAGCUUUUUGGUCAGUUUUUGUUUAUGUUUUGCGGAGAAAAUUAUGUUGUCUUACUCUCAGGCAUAGUUUUAGAUUAUAUUCUUUAUCUUUCCUAGCGGAAUUUAUGAUGGAGAGAGGAAUAAAGCUUGAGGUGUUUGAACUUUGAACUGGUUUUGGUCAAUGCUUUGUAUGUUUGUCCUCGUUCCUCCUAGUUGAGAUUCAGGACUUCCUUUUGGAUUAUGUUUUCUCGUCUUUCCUUGGAUAAGUUUUUAUUCCACUGCACUUUUGCAACCUCA